AUGAAACUCUACACCACUGAACGCUAUGGCAACACUCAUGCUGAUCUAUGCUUCAUCAUGGCUUAUUUAUCAGGCACCUAAGUUGAAGAAGUCAACGUUACCCUUGAAGAAUUUAAAACUCUACCUGUGGCUCAAAAGGUUUUAACUCCAUAAUUACCAGCUUUAGAAUUAGAUGAUGGCACAACUCUUACCUCAUCACUAGCUAUUGCCAAGUUCCUUGCCUCAGCCAAGCCAGACCUCUUAGGAUCAACUCUCUUUGAGGAAGCUUAAAUUGAUCAAUGGCUGCAAGUCUUAAGAAACGAAACCCAACCAAUAGCCAGAGUGAUCAACUAUCAAGUCUAUGGUCAUCUUCCAGCUGACUAAAAUGAGCACAAUUACAUUUAUAAUUUGCUUAAGGACAACCUAAAGCUAAUCAACAACAAUCUUAAAGCCAAGAGUCACUUCGUUGGAAACCAUCUCACCAUCGUUGACAUCUACUUCACUUUGAUUCAACUAGAAUUAUAGCAGGCUACAAUGGACACUAAUUUCAGAAACUCAAUGUCAAAUCUGAAUAAUCACUUUAAGACUAUUAUUGCUCUCCCAGAGUUCAGAAGUCGCAUGGGUGCAGUGAAGCAAGGCAAGAAACAACUAAUCCCACUAUUCGACAAAGAUGCAGGUUCCAAGGACCUCAAUAAAGCUCAAAAGAAAGAAAAUAGCAAGCAGAAGGCUAAAUAAUGA
Molecule: messenger RNA, 717 nt
Organism: Stylonychia lemnae
Lineage: Eukaryota; Ciliophora; Spirotrichea; Sporadotrichida; Oxytrichidae
Source: the annotation of a GenBank genome assembly